AAUCCUAUUUGCUCAUCUGACUGAGUUAUCAAAGAUCUAAAAUAUCAAAGAUGGAAAUGGAUGGAUUGAAGGUCAAAAGACUGAAUGAAGGAAAGACAAAAGUGAUCUAUGAAUUAGAAGAGGACCCAAACUUGGUCCUGAUACAUUCAAAAGAUCGUAUCACGGCUGGGGACGGAGCUAGAUCGAAUGAGUUAGAAGGAAAGGCUGUCAUAUCAACAUCAACCAAUGUUGCAGUAUAUGAAUUGCUCAAUAGAGCUGGCAUAAAGACCCACUUUGUGAGGAGUCAGACUGACAGAAGUUUCGUGGCUCGCAAGUGUGAAAUGAUCCCGAUUGAAUUUGUGAUCAGGAGGGUGGCCACUGGCUCCUUCCUCAAAAGAAAUCCUGGGGUGCCUGAGGGCUUCAAGUUUUAUCCUGUCAAAUUGGAAUAUUUUUUUAAGGACGAUGCCAAGCAUGACCCGCAGUGGUCAUAUGAGCAGAUUAUCACGUCUAACUUAACUUUCUCUGGGGUCCAGAUCACACUUACUCAACUGGAGAUCAUCAACAAGACAGCCCAGUGCGUUUUUGAGAUUCUGGAAAAGUCCUGGAACGAGCUGAACUGUUCGCUGAUUGACAUGAAAAUCGAGUUUGGCGUCGACUGUGAAAAAAAGACCAUUCUGCUCGCCGACAUUAUAGAUUCUGACUCCUGGAGACUUUGGCCAUCUGGUGACAAAAGAUUGAUGAAGGACAAGCAGGUUUAUAGGGACCUGAAAGAAGUGACGACUGAAUCCUUACAGGUCAUAAAAGAUAAUUUCAAAUGGGUGGCCGACCAAGUUCAGUCGAUGUUAGCUUGGAAACCGAGGGGCAAAGUCGCGGUACUGAUGGGCUCAUCAGCUGAUCUGAAUUUAGGGGAGGAGAUAAAAAAGUUGAUUGGCAGCUACGGGGUGGAGUGCGUCUUGAGAGUGACCUCUGCUCAUAAGGGCCCCGACAUGACCCUUAAGAUCGUUUCUGAGUACGAAGGGCAGAACAUUCCAUGCGUGCUGAUAGCAAUAGCGGGUCGCAGUAACGGCCUGGGCCCAACCGUGUCAGCCAACACAUCUCUACCCGUCAUCAACUGCCCGCCCAUCUCUUCAGAAUGGGGGCCCUACGAUAUCUGGUCCUCUCUUAGACUGCCUUCUGGACUUUCUUGCACUACAGUCCUCGCCCCGGAGACGGCUGCCCUCAAUGCCCUCCGCAUUCUAGCCCUCUCUGACGUCACCGUCUGGAACAAGGUCAAGGUCGAUCAGCUAAAUAACUGGGUCAAGCUGCUGGUUGCCGACGAAGCUGUUAAUAAAUAGGUCACGGGCCUUUACUAAAUGGGUCGUUUACCUUGAUUAAAAACUAUUUGGGUCAUUGACCUAGGAGUUAAUUGAUGACGUUGAUAAUGUUAUUAUUAUUGUUGCUGUUUUUCUAAUUGUUUUUUCUAAUUGUUAUUUUUCUGUUUCAGUUCCAUUUUACUAGAAUGAUAAAAUCCUCUCCUUUUUUGGUCCCAUCUGGUUUAAUACGUCUUAUACGUUAAUAAGUCUAAGCCACAAUGGAUAGAGACUUAAGACUCUAAGCGAGGAUUGAUAUCAUUAUAUAUCAUUCUUGGAUUGAUAUCAUGAUAUAUCAUUCUUGGAUUGAUAUCAUGAUAUGUAGUUCUUAAAAAAUGUCAUUUUUUUCAUUUAUUAACGUAGCAGUAAUAGUAGGUUAAAAUUCGUUCCGCCAUCGCCUGUAUUUUCGUUAUCACGUCCGUGUUUUUCAUCCGAUCCUAUCGACUAAACUCUCUUAGAAAGACACCAUCAUUAUCAUCUAUUAUCAACUGGAUUUCUGAAAAAUACAAGAAUUUGUAAAACUAGAUACCGAAAAAAUACCAAAAUUUAAAAAACUAGAUCCCAAACAUUCGAAAAACUAGAUCCCGCAAAAAUACCAAAAUUAGAAAAACUAGAUUCCGAAAAAAUACUGAAAUUUGUACACUUUGUUUUUACGUUACAUGGAUACUUUAUAUUUCACACUUUACGAAGAUAUUUCUUGUCUAAAAAUAUCGUUCAAAUUCAGCUCGUGGUUUAUAAAUAGAAAUAAUUAAUGAUUAAUAAAUAUUUAUAUCAAAGAGA
Molecule: messenger RNA, 2108 nt
Organism: Helobdella robusta
Lineage: Eukaryota; Metazoa; Annelida; Clitellata; Rhynchobdellida; Glossiphoniidae
Exons: 13
Coding region: 51-1313 (420 amino acids)
Biological process (GO): 'de novo' IMP biosynthetic process
Molecular function (GO): phosphoribosylaminoimidazolesuccinocarboxamide synthase activity
Source: RefSeq, a predicted model, not a curated record